Molecule: messenger RNA, 2681 nt
Organism: Chlamydomonas reinhardtii
Lineage: Eukaryota; Viridiplantae; Chlorophyta; Chlorophyceae; Chlamydomonadales; Chlamydomonadaceae
Exons: 6
Coding region: 117-1364 (415 amino acids)
Source: RefSeq, a predicted model, not a curated record
CUACACUGCAAUGAAUUUCUUCAUGCAUUACGCAUUGCGCUUCUUCCUUUCAAAAGCAUUCUGCAGCCAAUCUGAGCCCUAGCUGCAAUCUGCAAACGUAAUGUAGAUUUACCGCCAUGACGGAGAACUGGGACCUCCGUGCGUUCAUAUUCAGCUGCCCUGGCGACCAGCUAGAAGACGAUGAGAAGGAAAGGUGCUAUGCAGCGCUGAACAAGGGAGGUUUCUCGGCCGCUAGCAAGCGCAGAGCGUUCUUUGCGCUGGAUGAGCCCAACCUUGAAAGGCUCGGCAUAGAGCCCUUCAGCGUGCGCAAGGCGCUGCUGCUGGUAAGCGCAGGCCGCGCGCAGUCUGACGCAGGUUCGAGCGGCCAGUCCGGUCCAGGUGGCGCCAGCGGUGGUGGCGCCGGUGGGGCGGGCCCAGACGCCGCAUUUCAACUUGCGGACUUGUCUCGCUCGAAUGUGUGGCGCCUGGUGGACAAGGGCGAAACCGUCGGCACGUGCUGCCUGGUCAGUCACAACAACCGGCGGUUUGUGCUGGCCGCGCGCCACUGCAUGGACCCCAAGCCUGGGCAGCGCAUUGACGUGUCGAGCUUCACGGUCUGCGGCCACAAGCUCAGGCACCUCGCCAGCUUCCUAAAGCACGACGUCACCGUGCUGCUGCUGGACGACAACAUCGAGCUGCCCGACUUGCUUCGCGGUGCCAUCCCCUUUGAGGUGGACGCCGGCAUAGGCCUGUUCCGUGGGAUGCCGGUCACGCUGAUCGGCUUUCCGCUCGCGGCCGACAAGACCAUCACGGGCUUCCAGCAGUCCGGCAUCCCCCUGGUCGCGAAGGGUGACGUCUCGUGGAUCAGUAGCAAGAACGCGUUCGAGGCGAUCGGCUCGUACCCAGGGACGUUUCCUAACUGCAGCGGCGGCGCUGUGGCAAACGGCCGGUACCUGGCCGGCCUGCACACCGGCAUCAUGUGGCACGAGAAGGGAACGAAUCCGCGGGACACCUCAACAACCACGGACCAGGAAAAGGGCGAUACAAGCGGCAGCACUUGCGGCAGCGGUGCAGCCGCCGGCGCGGGAGGAGCGGCGGCAGCGGUCGGCGGCGAGCCCAUAGAGACGGACAAGUGGCUCGCUGACGACGGCGCUGCAGGGGCGCAGGCAUCGGCGUGCGGGGCCAACAAGAAGCGGAAGCCCGCUAGCCGGCAGGAGGACGCAGCGAGCAUGGCUAGCGCACUGGAGUACUGCCUCGACAACGUGGAGCACAAGCAGGGCAUGGGCGUGUUCGUGCCCGCGCACGUGCUCGGCCAGCUGCUGGACUGCUGCCAUGAGCUGCUGCUGGCGGCUGUGCGGCCGGCGGGGGCGCCGCAGCAGCAGUAGCGCACUGGUGGCAGCAGGGUGCGCGCGGUGGCAGCGGGUGCUGGCGGCGAUCCAUAGGUGCCAGGGGUGGUUUAAGUAGCGGUCUUCGGGUGGCGGCGUGGCUGCUGGCUGGCUAUUGUGAAACAUUGAAGUGAGUGGCUUGUUCGCCGCUUCUUCCUUUUGACCGGGCCGGUGAGCUGAUGCUGAAAGCAUUGAUGCAUGACGAGCGUGGCGGGUGACGAACCUCGGAAGUCAUCAGCUGUAGAAGCGAACGAGAUUCACAGAUGUCGAUUGUACUGCAACCUGGCCCUGGUCAAGCUCUUUGAACUGGUGAACCCUUCACCGCUCAGCCGCCUACACCUUUCCGUUUGUCGUCUGUCCUGGGCAUAGAGGCGUAUUUUAAUUCUCCAUCCAAUGUCCUGCGGUGGGCGGAUGGAAGUUGUACUUGAGACCUGGAGUGCGGGUCUUGUGAGGGCGCCGCGCCGUGACGGCAUGAUGGGCUGUAGCAUUAGUUGUAGCAGGCCAGCCGGUGACCACACCGGACCAUAGGUGCCACGGCUUUGUGGUAUGAUGUGCACAGCGACCCGCAGGACGCCAUGCCCACAUUGGGCUGGAGUUAUGGGCGUUGGGGGCGGUAACACGGUAAUGGUGUACAGAACACAAGUUGUCAGGGGACAGCGAAUGAGUGGGGGCGGGCGGGCGCUGCGCUGCGCGCCGCGGCAUGUGGGGCGUGUGAGUGACCGGCAUAUGGAAUGGGAUGCUGUUACAGGUGGAUGUGUGGUCAUCUCAGACCUGCAACGAGACUAACCGAGCCGCUAUUGCAUGUAAAUAGGUGGCGGGGAAAAUUCGGGCGGAGCGAGAAGUGCCUUUGCGCGUCCGCGGGCAAUUGACUUUCGCAGGCUGAGAGGCCGGCCGGUGUCUAGGCAGCGGUCCGCAGUGGGGCGAGCAGGGCAUGCAUGGCUGGCAGCAGCAGCAUGAUGAGUAGUGUGGCUGUUGACAACUGUGCUGUCUCCUGACUGGCUCUGCGGUGGCGGUGUGGCUGCUGAGCGCCCGGUUUGGCUAGGUGCCUGUACAGACCGACCCCGGCUAUGUCCGGGUGAUGAGGAUGUUUGGCCUCAGAGAGUGGAGGGGCUCAGCCCCUUUUCCCGUAGCAAGGGAACACUUGUCAGUCCACAGAGAUCAGCAGCAUGAAAUAUCUGUUCGUCCGCAGCCAGUUGUGUGUGUAGUGGUGCCCUUGUGUACGUAAUGCUCUUGCGUAGUGCCAUAGUGUGCGUUGUGUCCUUGUGUAAUCAUGUGCGUGGUGUGCAUCGUAAUGUGCUUGUGUAAGUUGUGCGACGU